Molecule: messenger RNA, 108 nt
Organism: Chondrus crispus (carragheen)
Lineage: Eukaryota; Rhodophyta; Florideophyceae; Gigartinales; Gigartinaceae
Exons: 1
Coding region: 1-108 (35 amino acids)
Source: RefSeq, a predicted model, not a curated record
AUGCCAAACGCGCAGUUGGUUGCAACACCAGCUAUGAUUCCCACGCGCCACCUCCGCGUUGCGUUACUGUCGAGUAGUAGGACAAGAACUAUGACGCCUAGGAGGUAA